Messenger RNA from Meloidogyne enterolobii, 504 nucleotides. Lineage: Eukaryota; Metazoa; Nematoda; Chromadorea; Rhabditida; Meloidogynidae. The record is from the annotation of a GenBank genome assembly.
GAAAUUCCUUUUCUUCUAAUGAAUUCAUUUUGCACUGAUAUACAAACAAAAAAAUAUUUGGAAGAUAGGGAAAAACCUACAAAUUAUGUUGAGUGUUUCAGUCAGAGUAAAUGCCCACGUAUUUAUGCGGAUACCUUGGAGCCUGUCCCAACAAAAUGGGAUGAUUGUCCAAAUGAUGGAUGGUAUCCCCCUGGCCAUGCAAACAUUUUUCCAAUCAUGGCUCAUUGUGGAUUACUCGAUCGUCUAUUGGCAGAAGGUCGUGAUAUCGCCUUUUUUGCUAAUAUAGAUAAUACUGGAGCUGUUUUUGAUGAAAGAAUCGCUAAGGUAUUGGCUGAUGGAAUUACGGAUUAUAUUUUGGAGGUUACACCGAGAACGCCUGCUGACGUUAAGGGAGGCACCUUAGUGGAAAUUGAUGAUGGCUAUAGACUCACACAACUUGAAUGCCCACACGUCCCUGAUGGUAUAAGAAAAUUAAAAAAUAAUUUUUUAAAAUUAUAUAAUUAA